Molecule: messenger RNA, 4552 nt
Organism: Dermacentor andersoni
Lineage: Eukaryota; Metazoa; Arthropoda; Arachnida; Ixodida; Ixodidae
Product: Na(+)/dicarboxylate cotransporter 3
Biological process (GO): transmembrane transport
Cellular component (GO): membrane; nuclear speck
Source: RefSeq, a predicted model, not a curated record
UCAUCGUCGAGUCGCGUUCCAUUCUGUCUCGAGCUGGGAGCAGGACAAGAAUUCAGAGCCCUUUUACCGUCCAACCUGCUCAGCAUUGCGGGCCAGUGUCGAAGCUCGCUCUGAUCUCUUGUAUUCGUGGACGCUUCGAGUUUAUCGACGUCGUCGUUGAACGCGAGACAAUGGGGGAGGCACUGGAUCCGUACUACGUCCGCUGGUUCAAGCGGUCCACCUACAUUCUGCGGAUGCUGGUGGGCUAUUCGGCGCCCCUCUUUUGCGUGCCGCUCAUCGAAGUCGACGACAAGAGUCUGCGCUGCCUGUACGUGCUGAUAGUGACGUACGAGCAGCUCUUGUUCGGCACCGUGCACCCAGGCGUCGCCAGCUUCCUACCGUUCGUGUAUCUACCGCUACUCGAGAUAGACACCAUGUCUGAAGUCUGCAACAAUUAUUUCACGGAGCUCUUCUUCACGUGCUUUGGGCAGCUGGCGUACACGGCUGCCAUGACGACGAGCGGCCUGUGUCACCGGCUCGCACUCUGGUCGCUUCGACACAUGGCGUACGGCAUCGAGCUCGGGAUAUUCACCCUGAUGGCCGUCUCCAUGGCCAUCUCCUUCUGGGUGGACAACGCGAUCGCCACGCUGACCACAGUGUCCGUGGUCAACGAGACGUUCGGCAUCAUACAGCGGAACACCUACAUCCGCAUGACGCAGGACGCUUCCUUCAGGGAGCUGAACAUGAGCUCUAGCAAUAGCGGAGAAGACAACAUCCCUAUUACAGAAGAGUUGGCUGACGAAUUCACGAAGUUGGACCGUAUGCGGCAAACCAGCUUGAUUGGAGUCGGAUUUUGCGCCACGCUAGGCGGCAUGGGAUUACUGUCGGGUCACGUGAUCAACUAUUACCUCCUCGGCUACAUUAGAGAGGAAUACGGCUCGCUGGUCAUCACUCCGCUGUCUUGGUGUGUUUUCCACCUUCCACUGUGCUUCAUGCUACUCGUAGCCACGUGGGCUGUGCUUCACUACCUCGCGCUGGGCAACUCGGUGGCAUCGAGAUACCGAGAGCAUAUCGACGAAGACUUACAGAAGGCCAUCGACGAGCAAGUCGAAGCCCUAGGCCCGCUGAAGCUUCACGAGGGCGGCGUGCUCUUGAACUACAUCCUGCUGAACGCCCUUCUCUUCCUGGGCAGCAGGUUCACGCACGAGCUCAGCAAGCGUUCCGGCAUCUGGUUCUCGCACAGUGCCCUGUGGGUGGGCUUCACGAUCGUGCUCUUCGUGUUUCCGGCCGAGUCGAUGACGCAAUGCGACCGCGGUCGCCGGUUGCUCACGUGGACCGAGCUGAACAACAGCAUGCCCUGGUACACCCUGCUGCUCGCCAACACUUGCGUGCUGCUCAGCACCUACUUCCGAACGACCGGCCUGCAGCAGCUCAUGAGGGACGAAGUUUACGAACGCUCGCUGCCCAGGCCGCUCUACGUGCAGAUAAUUAUUUCCGUCGUCACGUCGGUCAUGUGCGAGCUUUGCCAGAACACGGUCGUGGUUGCCAUCUUCGCACCGUACGUUACUCACCUGGACUGCCGAGGUGCUUUUCCCAUCGUCAAGUGCACCUACUGCCGAACAGAAUUCCAACAAGAAAGCGGGAAACUCGGAACAGUGGUCAUCUGCAAGAAGUGUGAGCAGAAUGUGAAAGCCUAUGGAAAGCCGACAGCAUGCGAAUACUGCAACAUCAUAGCUGCUUUCAUCGGUAGCAAAUGCCAGCGAUGUACCAACUCCGAGAAAAGAUACGGACCUCCUGUGAGCUGCGAGCAAUGCAAGCAACGCUGCGCUUUCGACCGUAAGGAUGAUAGUCGCCGAAAGGUUGAGGGCAAGCUGCUCUGUUGGCUGUGCACGUUGUCAUACAAGAGGGCCGUGGCCAAGACCAAACACAAUGACCCCAUGCGGCAUACGGCACUGGGCAAGGCCACCUUGACAUCGCACCACAGCCACCACCACCAUGGCCAUCACCACCACGGCCACCAUCACCACCGGUCGUCAUCAGGCUCUGCUGCUGGAAGUACCAACACGGCUUCCUCCGCAGGACAGAACCAUCACCACCACCGGAAGCACUCCCAUUCUUCAUCGUCACUCUCGAACCACAAAGUUGGCAGUGAACACGGUAGUGUCAAAAGGCCACGGCUGGACCCAGCUAAGUUGGCCAAUGGAAGUACCCCUCUAAGGAGCACGCCAGAGACUAGUGGUUUGUUGGACCCGAACAGCAGCGAUCACGUAGUGGUGUUGACACAGUUGCGUGAGCAGGUCUCCUCCCUGCAGAAGCAGCUGAGCCUCAAGGACCAGCAGCUGCUUGCCAAGGACAAGCAGAUUGCAGAGCUCAAGGCUCACAUGUCUUCGGAUGAACGCAAUCAUCGAUCAAAGCUGCAGGCAGAGCAGAAGAAGCACUCGGAAGUGGUCCAAGACCUCACGAACAAGCUGCUGACACUGCAGAAACAGAUUGCAGCCAAGGCCAAGAGCAAUCGAAAGAACACAAUGGCAACAGACAGCCCGUCUUCCCUGAUCACAUGACGGAAGUCUCCCACAUUUUGUCUCCCACUUUCUUUUCCCAGCUUAACUGGAAAAAGUGGUCAUUAUCCAAUUUCUUCACCAUCGCUCAUCUUUGCCAUUUUAUUUUCCUUCCCCCCUCCUCUCCCCCCAGCCCUUUAAAAGCAGGCGAUAUCAUCUCAUCUCUGUUUCUUUCUUUAUUUUUUUAAUUUUUAAGAUUUGUAGCAGUUGUGCGGGAUUUUGUUAUGAAUGAUGUGCAACCCACAUUUAGUUGGGUGCUGGUUCUCGAAUCAUGUCCUAAGGUGAUUGAAAUGGCAGUGGAGUACUUUGAUGUUUCAACAGCCCAGCUCAUGGAGCAGAAGUCUUCAGCUGCAGAAUCUCGGCACUAGCUUUUACAAUCGUGGGCCAGUUGCUUGCAGCCUUGUCCGGCGCGAGAACAGGUUGUCUUUUCUUUAUUACCCCUCCCCCUCCCCCCCCCCCCAUGUGUACAUGUGUUUAUUUCCUGUAGACAUGGUAAAUGUUCAGAUUAGGCAAGUAGUCACAUGUACACGUCCAAGGUCGCCAUCGACCAGGCACGACACAUUUGGCAUGUGCUGUAUCACUUUGUGAAUGCGUUUGCCACCAGAGGCACAAAUUAACUAUCAAAAAGGGUUCUAUUGCCUUGCAAUAACGUGCAUGCCUGCACGUUUAGUGUGGACCGAAGGGCAACCUAAUGAAAUUCACGUAGUGGCUCCACAGAUCCAGUGUACGUACUGUUGCAUUCUUAUCUGCGGCCAAGACUUAUAUGACACUAAUGAUCCAUGACAGAUGGACACUCUUAAAUUUUGCAUAGAUUGUGUACAGUAAAAAAAUACACUAAUAAUGGUUGCUGCUGGACUUUAUGUAGUUGGGAACAGUUGUGCCUGGUUCAUUAGUGUGGUGAGUGACAACUACACUGGAUAACGGUGACUUGUAGGGUUGCUGUCGUUUCAGGCUUGGAUCAUCUUGCAUUUCUUGCCUAAGUAGUGUAUGGGAGUUUCAUCUUUGUUUAGAUGCCCUGUACCGGUCUCGUGGUAGAAUGUUUUCAGUGGUUCUGGUCUGUAAUGACAUUUUCUGCUGAGGUUUUCAGUGGCAAUUAGGCCUGGAUACCCGAUUUCAGGCCACCACUAAAUUAAGAACGUGCAAGUUAUGUACUGCUUUUUAUCCAUUUAUUCUGGAAGGGAGGCGGCCAAGAAAGUUUGAGUGUGUCAAGGAGAGUAGUAUGUACUCCAUUGCCAUACUGAGAUGCUAUCGUUUGGGUUUUAAUGGUGGCAAGUCAACGUGUGGUGAUUUCUUUAGCGCAAUUCAGCGCCAUACUGCCAGUACUGGCAAGCUGUAGGUUUUUAGUCGCUCGUGUGGAGCCUUCAGGCCCACUUCAUCUUGCUGUUGUUUUAGUGGAAAGUCCACAUUUACACACGCAGACAAGAAUCAGUUUGCAUGAAAUGAUAAUUUCGUAAUGUGUUUUUCUCUCGGAAGCAUUGAGAUCUCUAUUGAGAGAACCCGCAGUUCACCUGGUGAUUUUAUUUUUUUACAAAGUCUCUUUUUUUAAGUGUGUACUGUCAAAAUCAUUUCCAUUCUUGUUUCGUAUAUCUUGUGGAACCUCUUUGUUAAAAUAUGUUUUGCUCGAAGCAGGCUGGCAGGAGUAGAAUUGAGCGAUUUGGAAAUGUCGUGGUAUUAGUACUUUUCAGCGGGCAAAGUGGAGUACCCAAGUGUUUCUUUUAAAGAGCACUGUUGCAACAGCUUGGUGAUGCCACAAAUAUUGACAAGAGCUUUUGCAACAGUGCUGUUGGAGCAAUUCUGAGUAAUCCUGUAUGCCUGCUGAAAAAAAACGCCACUGGAAAGGCAUAAAGAAUUGGUUUGUGCAAGCAUUACGUGUGUCAGCAUGUGCCAUGGAUUGUGCUACUUGGUUGUGUCAUGCAACUGUGAGUGGCGGUCUGCUUCAGCAGUCAUCUUGCAAAGUUUGUUUGCAACACUGUACAUUCUAAAAAUGGUAAAAACAAUAAAUUUAUUCAGCAAGA